This is a messenger RNA of Knipowitschia caucasica, 216 nucleotides long. The record is from the annotation of a GenBank genome assembly. NCBI's taxonomy places the organism in Eukaryota, Metazoa, Chordata, Actinopteri, Gobiiformes, Gobiidae.
AUGGCGGCGCUGUCCACUGGCUCUCAUCAAUCAGUGGUUUGGAGGCUGCAGAGGAGGGUGAGUUCAGACGAUAACCUCACCGGGCCAAUGCAAUUACAGCGAGCUCCGGGACGGCCUCACAGCACGCACUCCAGUUUGAUGGCUUUCACUCCAGGCAUCACCACCAGCGGCAAAAGCUCCGUGGAUUCCUCUCUCCGACUGAACAGUAUGGCCUAA